UAAAAGAGACUCAGCCAGCCAGUGCUGCAUAGGUGUUUGAGGCUCCAAAGGGAUUCCAGCAUUUCCUUGGAGUGACUGGUGCUUGGAGGACAGGCUGAGCUGUUUGGUGAGAUAGGACUGACAGUGAGGGUAGCCCGAAGGAGCAACUCAGCAGCUGAUUGGGGAGCAGCAGGGCAACAGCAAGCACUCCUCACUGACAGGUAUUCGGAACCGUGACAUCAGAAUUCAAAAAGCAACAUUGACACAAGGGAAAGGAGCCAUCUCAAGAGAAGCUGAAAUCAGUGACACAGAAGAUGUGGAUUGCUUUUUUCCUGCUGUGUGUUUGUGCGCUCUGCUCUGCAGAUUGGUAUAGACAACAAGCAGAGGUGCUAAUGAAACAAACUCCUCUUAUUGAUGGACACAAUGAUCUCCCCUGGCAACUUCUACUGAGCUUUCACAACCAACUAAGCAAAGUGGAUCUGAACAAGCUAAAUAAAACCCACACUAACAUCCCCAAAUUGAGAAAAGGUCUUGUAGGAGGACAGUUUUGGGUUGCAUAUACACCAUGUGACACCCAGUACAAGGAUGCUGUGAGGCAAACCCUGGAACAAAUAGAUGUCAUACAUAGAAUGUGUAUGAAGUAUCCUCAAACUUUCCAAUAUGUAGAUUCAAGUAGGGGCAUACGGCAAGCUUUCGCAAGUGGUAAACUGGCCAGUUUAAUAGGCUUGGAGGGGGGACAUUCCAUUGACAGCAGCAUGGCUACACUACGCCUCUUCUACCAGCUGGGCGUACGUUACAUGACCCUCACACACAGCUGCAAUACGCCAUGGGCUGAUAAUUGGCUUGUGGAUACAGGUAAAGACCCAGCAGAGAGUAAUGGACUGUCUGACUUUGGAAAGAAAAUUAUUGGAGAAAUGAACCAAUUGGGAAUGAUCAUUGAUCUAGCUCACACUUCCGUCAAGACCAUGAAUGACGUCCUGGAAAUUUCAAAGGCUCCUGUCAUAUUUAGUCAUUCAAGUGCCUAUGCCGUGUGUAAACAUAGACGCAAUGUACCAGAUGACGUUUUGAAAAAAGUGCGUGAGAAGAAUGGAAUUGUAAUGGUGAACUUCUACAACGACUAUGUCACUUGCAAGUCUACAGCUACGCUAUCAGAUGUGGCAGAUCAUUUUGACCACAUUAAAAAAGUUGCUGGCUACAAAGCUGUGGGAUUUGGUGGUGAUUAUGAUGGUGUUACCAGAGUUCCUGAAGGUUUGGAUAAUGUAUCCUACUAUCCCGAUUUAGUAGCUGAACUACUGCGGAGAAAUUGGACUGAUACAGAAGUGAAAGCAGCCCUUGGAGAAAAUUUUCUACGGGUUUUUCAGCAAAUAGAGGAGGUAGCGAGAAACUCAACCUCUCCUAUAGCCGAAGAGCCCAUUCCACAUGAUCAGGUUCGGAAUCAAUGCAGGACUGGCUAUGGUUACGGCGAACAAAAUAAUGGAAAUCCACUGACUUUGAUGCCUGCAGUUAUCACAGCAGCUUCCCUCACAUACCACUUAUUAGUGUAAGGGCCAAGCAAGAUAAAAGGAAGCUGCAGCCCCUGAGCAUAACACUCACUCAACAAAGACGACUUAACUAAAAGGAAAAAAAUGUAGAAGAGUAGAAUUUUUAUGAGGUUUCUUCUCAUCUUUCUGCAGAACUAGCGAAGAUCCUGAGGAUACGGGCAUAAUUGGCUACUUGUGUUCUUUUAACAGAACUCCUCAGUGUUAACUUCAUGCACAAGUAUAUUGCUUUAAAACACAACCCAAACCGGCACCCAAUGUUGUACUGUUAACCAUUCUUAGAAGCCAUUAAGUUUAUAAGUAAGAACUCAGGACUCCAAAAUAAAAUACAGUUUAUACCUGAAUCAAAAUACAUCAUUGCCAUAUUAUAUACAAUUCCGUACAGUAUUAUGUUUGGAGUUGCAAAUACUGUAUAUCUAUUGAUAAGACAGGUUGCUGCCUGCUGUUUUGAAUUAGAUUAUUUCAUGAGAAACUCAUGAAAAAAAUUAUACAAAGAGAUCAUUUAACUCAACAGUUCCAUGUUGAUAUACUUUCAGUCACGAUUCCCUGAACUGUCAAUCUGAUCUACUCUCAAAUGUUAGCUUGGGCUUUGCAUUAACUCUAGUAAUCAGAGUGAAGCCGUCGACCAUGGAUAUUGCAUUGAAGUUGGCUAUGUUAACGCAAGCCAUGGUUGUAUGAUAUGGAGAACAAGCUGUUGCCUAUGCAGCAAGCUCCCCCUCUCCACACAGCUGAUGAAUCCAAAGGAAUGGCAGAGACUGAUACCGUUUGGCAUUUGCGACAUCGCUGGAGUUGCCGCUCAGUGUUGAAUUUAACGUACGACAGCCUUAGGAAGCCGGGCUGGGUUUUUCCUCAUGGUUUACUCCCAAAGCCUUCCCCAUGAGUGGGUUUAGCCACAAGACAGAGGAGGCUUGACAUCAGUUUUCAUUCUCCGAGAUAAUCUGCCAAGGCUGCCUGAAGCAACUGUGUUUAAGGUGCCAGUAAUCUGCCUUUGCCCCUUCUCCUUUUGGGAGAAACAGUUCCACCAGGCUUAGUAGCUAAGCCACACGUGAAGGCCAGGAGCUGGACUUGGUUGUCGGAGGCUAUUUGAGAUACACGCCAUUUAUUGUUGUUGUUUUGUAUGGCAGGUGUUUUUCUCUUUACACUUCUAAUGGAUUUUUGUCAAGCCACUCCUCCUGAAGUGUGCCCAUUUGGGAUGCCAUUGGGAGCACUUAACAGAGAGUGGGAACUUAUCCUCACUAUUCCCCGGCUACGACGACCUUAAGGAACCCCAGUAAUCAGAAUUGUCUGUGUAAAACAAGCUCUGAUAUCGCUCCCGAAUUUAUUUACUCUUUUGUCUUUGAAUCCCCAUUCCCGACCUUUCUUUACCAGAUGCUAUCUGUUGUCUAACAUCCUUCCAUUAUAUCCUCCAGUUACCUGAUCCAGAACAAACCAAAGUAUAUUUUUCAUGUCUUUCCUUUGUAUUUUCAGUGGCCCUGGCUUGCAGGAUACGAAUGUAGUCUCUAUUAUUAAAUAUACAUUCAAAAUCUAUUAAAAAUUAUUCACUUAUUUAAACCAGUUAAAUGUCCUGAAAAGAUCUAGAAAAACCUAAAUAUCUUGGUAAACAAAGUCCAUUAAAUGCAUAUAAUUCAGACUGACCCAGUUCAGCAAAAAACAAAGUCUGUAGAUAUGGAAGAUUGAAAUAAAAUCCAAACUGCCGUAAAGGCGCCCGUGGGGAUUAUUCUGAAGAAUGAUCAUUGAACUGCUCCUUUUAGCUGUUUCUCCCCUCACAAGUGCUG
Hypanus sabinus (Atlantic stingray) is the source of this 3292-nucleotide messenger RNA. RefSeq names its product dipeptidase 1 (gene dpep1). Bases 294 to 1523 code for a protein of 409 amino acids. Gene Ontology annotation, biological process: proteolysis. The transcript has 11 exons. Gene Ontology annotation, molecular function: metallodipeptidase activity. Lineage: Eukaryota; Metazoa; Chordata; Chondrichthyes; Myliobatiformes; Dasyatidae. The record is from RefSeq and is a predicted model, not a curated record.